Messenger RNA from Planococcus citri (citrus mealybug), 5268 nucleotides. It is a transcript of the gene Utx, whose product is annotated as Utx histone demethylase. The record is from RefSeq and is a predicted model, not a curated record. Bases 312 to 4112 code for a protein of 1266 amino acids. The transcript is spliced from 23 exons. Gene Ontology annotation, molecular function: RNA polymerase II cis-regulatory region sequence-specific DNA binding; chromatin DNA binding; protein binding. Gene Ontology annotation, biological process: regulation of gene expression. Gene Ontology annotation, cellular component: MLL3/4 complex. Lineage: Eukaryota; Metazoa; Arthropoda; Insecta; Hemiptera; Pseudococcidae.
UUUUUUUUUUUUGUAAAUUUUGUCAUAAGUUUAUCAAAAUGACAAGAAAAUCAAAUUUUUUUGUUCGUGAUUGUGAAAAAAAUGUAAUGUGUGGGGUUUUAUCACUAAAAAUUCGUGCGAUUGUUCUCGCUCAUCGGUGAUUCAUUUAAUGACCCUUGAUAGUUGAAAAUGAGAUUAUUCGUGUGUAAUUUUAUCAAAACUAGUUCAAUUCAUCGUAUCUCGAAUAAUUCAUUUUCUUAUGCGAAGAAAUGUCAAGCUAAUUGCUAGAAGAAACUCUCGAAGGACUAAAACGCUUGCUUUUUUGUGCUAAAAUGGCCGAUGAGUUAGUCAUCAAUUUAACUCUCGAAGAGCUGCAGAUACUCUCCGAACUUGACAGCCGUCAGUACGGGUUUUUAAAGUUGAAUUCUCCAGAAAAUGCGAGCAAGAAAGAAUUGGUGCUCAAGGCAAUCAAGUAUUUGGAACGUAUGCUCGUACAAGCUCAAAAACAAAAACGAGAUGGCAUAUUUGUGGACAAACCGGAUGAUGACGAAAAUUUCGAUGCCGAUAAAGAAAUCAAUGUGGAUCCGAAAACGUACUGCAAAUUAGGACACUUUCAUUUGUUACUGGACGAUUACGAGAAAGCCAUGUCAUCUUAUCAGAAAUUCUAUAAAUUGAAAAGCGAUUAUUGGAAAGAUCCGCAUUUUCUUUAUGGGCAAGGAUUGGUUUACUUCCAUUACAAUGCGUUUCAAUGGGCUGUAAAAUCAUUUCGACAAGUAUUAUAUGUAGAACCGAGCUACGCCAGAGCGAACGAAAUACAUCUGAGGUUAGGUUUGAUGUUCAAAGUUAACAAUGAUUGGGACGCAUCGCUGAAACACCUGCAGUUGGCCUUAUUUGACUCGAGCCCCAGUACAUUUUCCAAGUUGGAAAUACGGUUUCAUAUCGCGCAUUUAUACGAAGUUCAAGGUAAAUACAAAAUAGCGAAAGACAGUUAUGAAAAUUUGCUGAAUGAAAAGGAAUUACCGAUUCAUUUGCGAGCUGAUAUAUGUCGCCAGUUAGGAUGGAUGUACCAUUGCGUUGACGUUUUAGGCGAUAAGAGUCAACGAGAGGGUAACGCUAUACAGUUUUUGCAGAAAUCUAUCGAAGCGGAUGCGAAAUCCGGCCAGUCGUUGUAUUUAUUGGGUAGAUGCUUCGCUAGCAUUGGUAAAGUUCACGAUGCUUUUAUAGCUUAUAGGAAUUCUGUCGAAAAGUCUGAAGGAAACGCGGAUACGUGGUGUUCGAUCGGGGUUCUUUAUCAACAGCAAAACCAGCCUAUGGAUGCUCUGCAAGCGUACAUUUGCGCUGUGCAAUUGGAUAAGAGCCAUAGUGCCGCUUGGACUAAUUUAGGUAUUUUGUAUGAAAGCUGUAAUCAGCCCAGAGACGCGUACGCGUGUUACGUAAACGCUACUCGCGGUUUGGAAGCCAACGGACCCGUCAGCGAAAUUUCGUUGAAAAUAUCCAUCACUCAGUCGUGUAUUCCGUCUUUGAACGCCAAUCUGGCUCAGCGAAUUAAAUUUCUGCAAAGUCACCUGUGUAACGCUCCGAUGCCUAGUAUUACCUCCAAACGUAGACAAUUGCCAUCCAUCGAGGAAGCGUGGAAUUUACCGAUAUCAGCCGAAAUGUCUUCUAGACAGCAGGAACAACAACAGCUACAAAUGAAACAGAAGCAAAAGCAACAACAUAAAUCCGGCUCUCAAAAGCAUGCCCAGGUUGGUCACAACGGCGAAUUGAUGAAUACUUCGGACGGAUCUGUAUCGUCGAUAGAUUCGAAUAAAACAAAUAGUAGCGGUAAUAACGGUAAUAAUAACCACAGCAAUAAUAGUAAUAACGCGACGACGCCUGCGUUCUAUCUCAGCGCUCAGCAAUUGAUGACGUUGCAAUUUUUGCAACAAAACGUGCGUACGUUAACGCCCACGCAACAGAACGCUUUGCAACAACUUCAAAAUCAGUACCGUUUGAUGCUACAACACCAACAACAGGUUAAGCAGCAGCAGCAAAUGCAGCAACCAAACGAACUCGGCAACGACGCCUCACCGAGUCAGAAUGCAGCGACGACAGAACCUGGUCACCAGUCGCAAAGCAAUCAUCCAAACGCUUCAGUUAUCAAGCAAUAUCCGCCGCAGAUCAACUCGAACGACUGCGACAUGAAAUUAGCUUCAACAGCCGAUCUGGGCGUUAGUGAUCAAGAAUUACAAGCCUUGUUAUCGCAAAAGGAUAUAGCCAAGUCGUUAGCCGAAGAUUUAUUGAAACACUUCGGAUCGCCGGGCGGAGUUGACGAUAUCGAUAUAAAGGAUGAACUUGUCGACAUUCCUUCGACUCAAACAGACAACGAUAGCAAUAAUAUUUGUUCGAGUACCUAUCCGCCAUCGAGUGUUGAACAGAAAAGCGGUUCAUCCAACGCUGCUGCGGACGUAUGUUACCAAUUCAAAGAUGACGCGUGUAUCAGGGCCGAACCGAGAGAUAUCGUUUCCAAGGAGCCUCCGAAAGAGGUGGAAUUUUCGAUCGACAUGACAGCUAAACAAAUGAUCGAAUCCUGCAAGGGUAAAGGUCUGAAUGGGGUAUCGAACUGCAGUAUACUAUACGACGAUAAGGGUCCGCCACCUUCGCCGCCGGAUCCUCCGCCUCAAACAUUAACUAAAGAACAACUAUUACCUCAGACUCCGUCGAUAUUCUUAGAUAAUAAAAAACAAGCGUUUAGUCCGCAGCUGCAAGAAUUCUGCUUGAAACAUCCGAUAGCGGUUGUUCGUGGCAUCGCCGCUGCUCUGAAAUUAGAUUUGGGAUUAUUCUCGACUAAAACUCUGGUCGAAGCGAAUCCCGAUCAUUUGAUCGAAGUGCGAACGCAAGUACAGCAAAGCGGCGACGAAAAUUGGGAUCAGUUACACGGUCGUAAAGGCUGGGCUUGUAUUAGCCAUCGAUCGCACACAACUAUAGCCAAAUAUGCUCAGUACCAAGCUUCUAGUUUUCAAGAUUCGUUGAAGGAGGAACGAGAGAAAAUUGGCGGCACGCACUCGUCCAAUACGCAAGUUAGCUCUAGUAAUUUAUCAGACUCGGAUUCCAAAGAUUCGACUGGCAAUGUGAAGAGAAAAAAAGGCGCUUCCAAUUUUAGCGUACCCGGUAUCAAACCGCCCCAAGGUUCGAAAAUGCUAAGGUUCGGUACGAACGUCGAUUUAUCUGACGACAAAAAGUGGCGUCCGCAGUUACAAGAAUUGAUGAAAUUGCCAGCUUUCGCUCGAGUCGUAUCGGCCAGCAAUAUGUUAUCUCACGUCGGACACAACAUUUUAGGAAUGAACACCGUUCAAUUAUACAUGAAGGUACCCGGUAGUCGGACGCCUGGUCAUCAGGAGAAUAAUAAUUUUUGUUCCAUCAAUAUUAACAUCGGCCCGGGCGAUUGCGAGUGGUUCGCCGUGCCAGAUGCGUAUUGGGGUGUCAUUUAUAAUCUAUGCGAAAAAAACAAUAUCAAUUAUCUACACGGAUCUUGGUGGCCGACUCUCGAGGAUUUAGCUGCUGCCAAUGUGCCGUUGUACAGAUUUUUGCAAAGACCCGGCGAUCUAGUGUGGGUGAAUUCGGGGUGUGUCCACUGGGUGCAAGCGGUAGGCUGGUGCAAUAACAUCGCGUGGAACGUCGGACCUAUCACAGCCCGACAGUAUCAAUUAGCUAUCGAACGAUACGAAUGGAAUAAAUUGCAAAGUUACAAGAGUAUAGUUCCUAUGGUACAUUUAUCUUGGAAUUUGGCUAGAAAUAUCAAAGUUUCCGAUUCCAAACUAUUCGAGCUUAUCAAAAAGUGCCUGUUGAGAUCUUUGAGAAAUUGCGUACUUAUGUUGGAGUUCGUGAAAUCUAAAGGAGUCCAAGUUCGGUUUCACGGAAGAGGUAAAAAUGAAGCUUCGCACUACUGCGGCCAAUGUGAGGUAGAGGUAUUCAACAUAUUAUUUAUUCGAGAACAAGAAAAACGUCACGUUGUGCAUUGCGUGGAUUGCGCUCGUAAGCAGGCGCCUGGAUUGGAAGGUUUCGUUUGUCUCGAAGAGUACAAAUUGACCGAAUUGAUCGAGGUUUACGACAGUUUCUGCCUUCAUCCCGGAAUCAAUGCCAAGUAUUCGUGAAGUUUCGUCUUCACGCUGCUAGUGGACGAUCGCGUGUGUUUGUAAUUAUUUCCCCGGCGCGGCCCCGUGGCCCGUAUGUCUAUGGUCUAUGUACAGUUUUAUUUCAGUUUUUACGAUUACUAGUAAAUAACCUUUUGACGGUGCGGUGUAAAAAGACAUAACAGCGAUAAUGGUGGCCGGUUGAGUUUCAUUUUUGUUUAUCGAUUUAUUUAUUUUUUGUAUUACCUACGUGUAAAUUGUUCGCCUUUCUCGAUCAAAAAUGUUGAACGAGAAUUCUCUCUCUCACAUGUUGUACAUAAAUGUAUUUAUUUGUAUUUGUACCGUGUACCGUGUAACGAUUUCGUCUCGUGUAACGAUCAUUUUACUUUUAUUACUUUUGUUUUAGCUAAUUGGUACGAUUUUAAGGAGAAUUUUAUCAUCAUGAUCCGUGUUCUCUUGUAUUUUCUGUUUUUGUUUGUUCGUUUGUUAUUUUAUUUUAUUUUUUAAUCCCUUUUUACGUUCAAUUUUAACGUGAAUUUUAUUUUUUGUGUAAUUUACGACGUGUAACUCGGUAAUUUGAUAUACAUAAUUUUUCUAUGUACCUAAAACAUAAAAUCAUGUGUCGAAGUUCUUGGGAAAAAAUGAGCCAGUUUGAAAAAUUAUUUAUGGGCAUUCAUUUUACGACCAAGAAUUUUAUACGUACGCGAACUGCCAUAAUUUCAAAGAUUUUUUUAACGCGUAUUUAAAAUUUUAGUAGAUGAAGUUUAGCCAAGCUUUGUACUUUUAUUUUAAUUAAUACUUUUUCACGUUCGUAGUGGACAUUGUAUGGACGUGAGGGGAAAUUGAGUAUAGAAUGCGUGUCAUUCGAACUGCCAUUAGAUUUAUUUAUUUUAUGUAUUCGUGUGUGUACGUGCAGUGUGUACUGUUUAGGUAAAGCAAUUUGUCAAUUCGUGAUUCAAUAUCAACGUAGGUAGUGUACUGUACACAUCUUCCUUUGAAGGAAAGAGUGAAUUAUGUUUUGAAAUUAAUGAACACCGGGUUUGUCGAAAAAAUCAACUCCGUUACCUAAAUUUAAGCUCGUAAGUAGAAUAAAAAGAAUUCAUGUGUGUGUUUUCCCCUUUAUGUCUCAGUAAUUUGAUCUUUUUACUCGUUUAUUAAAUGUAUAUCUUCUAUUGUU